Molecule: messenger RNA, 336 nt
Organism: Torulaspora globosa
Lineage: Eukaryota; Fungi; Ascomycota; Saccharomycetes; Saccharomycetales; Saccharomycetaceae
Gene: LSM7
Product: Sm-like protein LSM7
Exons: 1
Coding region: 1-336 (111 amino acids)
Biological process (GO): mRNA splicing, via spliceosome; nuclear-transcribed mRNA catabolic process
Cellular component (GO): spliceosomal tri-snRNP complex; Lsm1-7-Pat1 complex; U6 snRNP
Molecular function (GO): RNA binding
Source: RefSeq, a predicted model, not a curated record
AUGCCCCAGGAAACACAGCAACCACAGCAGCAAAGACGCAAGUUCGAGGGCCCCAAGAGGGAGGCAAUCCUUGACUUGGCCAAGUACAAAGAUACCAAGGUCCGCGUGAAGCUUAUGGGCGGGAGGCUGGUAACAGGCGUGCUGAAAGGUUACGAUCAACUGAUGAACCUGGUGCUGGACGAGACUCUGGAGUAUAUGCGCGACCCCGAAGAUUCGUCUGUUAUUCUGAAAGAUAAGACGAGAAGUCUGGGACUGAUUGUCAUCAGAGGCACUGUCCUGCUGUCGCUCAGCCCAUGCGACGGAUCCGAGGUUAUCUACGUCCAGGAAAGUAACUGA